Molecule: messenger RNA, 348 nt
Organism: Owenia fusiformis
Lineage: Eukaryota; Metazoa; Annelida; Polychaeta; Sabellida; Oweniidae
Source: the annotation of a GenBank genome assembly
UUGUCCUGGACAUACCAGUUGUAUCAGUUCUUGCUUUGCAGCAUUUCAAGACAGUUUCAAAGCUUACCUCAGCUUUUGUUUCUCCCCAUUAGCUGCCCUGGGAAGAGUGUCUGGAGACUUAUUCAUAUUGCCUGAUGGAGUCCUGUUCAUAGUGCUAGGGGGUGUCCGCGUCAUUGUUCCUGGGGGUGUCCGCGUCAUAGUCCCUGGGGGAGACCGUGUCACUAUACUAUGGUUGUUGCGGUUCAUUGUACUAGGGGGUGUUAGGGUCAUGGUCCCUGGGGGCGUACGUGAUGAUCCCGCAUCGAUUCCAGAGCGAGAAUCAAAACUAGAAUAGUGGCGGUUUGGACU